UUUUUUUUUAUUUUUUAAAUAAAAUAGUAUUUCUCUUUAUGACUGGGAUUCCUCCUCCCCUUUUUUUUUUAUUGACAAUGAGAGCAGUAAUUCAACGAGUGACGAAAGCCAGUGUCACAGUCGAUAACCAAGUCGUAGGCUCUAUUCAACAGGGUCUUUGUGUCUUGUUGGGUAUUGCCACUGAUGAUACAGACAAAGAUGUGGAUUAUAUGGUCAAUAAGAUCCUUAAUGUACGAGUGUUUGAUGACAAUGGUGUCAUGUGGAAAAAGGGAGUAAAAGAUGCUGGUCUAGAACUCUUGUGUGUGUCCCAAUUCACACUUCAGGGUACUGCUGUCAAGGGCAACAAGCCUGAUUUUCAUAGGGCCAUGAAGGCAGAACCUGCCAAAGCCAUGUAUCAACAAUUCCUGACAAAACUAGGAAAAGCAUAUGAACCAUCCAAGAUCCAAGAUGGUGUAUUUGGUGCCAUGAUGCUUGUGGAUAUUGCUAAUGAUGGCCCUGUUACAUUAGAAUUGGACUCUAGAAAGUUUACUUAUGAUGCUGAAAAAUAAACUU
Gilbertella persicaria is the source of this 552-nucleotide messenger RNA. Its product is annotated as D-tyrosyl-tRNA deacylase. The record is from RefSeq and is a predicted model, not a curated record. Gene Ontology annotation, molecular function: D-tyrosyl-tRNA(Tyr) deacylase activity. Lineage: Eukaryota; Fungi; Mucoromycota; Mucoromycetes; Mucorales; Choanephoraceae. Bases 39 to 548 code for a protein of 169 amino acids. Gene Ontology annotation, cellular component: cytoplasm. The transcript is spliced from 5 exons. Gene Ontology annotation, biological process: tRNA metabolic process.